CAUCAGUUGUUGUUACAUCUCGAGUUCUUAGUUGUCGAAUUAUUUUUUUUGCUUUUCUUGAAAAAUUUCAUCAUCUACCCUUUUCUACCAAUUGUUUAUUGUUCAUUAUUGUUAUCGUCAUGAAAAGAUGACUUGUGCAGGGAAAUCCCCAAGGAAUCAUCACUAAUACAAUUGGAAUCAAAAUUUGUUUACCUUAAUUGUUUCAAUCAAUUAUUUUCCAUGUUUGAACUUCGUUCAGGAACAAUCAUUAUUGUGGAAUCUAAAAUCGCAUCUUAGAGAGAGAGAGAAGUCAAAGAAAAAGUUCUGAAGGAGUUUCGAACUUGUUAAAUUCUUUCAUAUUUUACUUUAACUUUCCUUUGGAAACUUUUCUUUGCUCGGUUUUGUUUCGAGUUUGUUUCUGUUCGUGGUUCUUGUGUUCAGUGGGUUAUCCCGAGUCAAGGGAAUGCCAAAUAUCGCUAUAAUUUUGUGUCUAUUUACUUUUCAUCAUGCAAACUGUCAAACCAAAUUAUCUAAUCAUAUUUAUCAACCACCACCAUCAUCAUCAUCAUCAGAUGAUAAUGGUCAACAUUCAUUUUCUCCCAACACAAGUCCACUCAUAAUCUUACCAAGUAAACAAUGUGAUCAAGGUAAUACUGACCAAUGUACCGUCCACUAUGAUAUACAAAAUGAAGCACCAAUUUCAACUCUAAGUCCUCCAGUUAUUGAUCCAUUCAAUUUUUCCCGUUACCUUGAAGAGGGAUCCAGAUCUAAGAUACUUUGUACCGUUAUCAAAGGUGAUCCACCCUUUACAAUUAGAUGGUACAAAGAUGGUAAACCUUUACUUGACUCUAGUGAAGAUGGGGUGUCCACUAUUUCAUUGGACGAUUACUCAGUGGCCUUAGUUUUUUCCCGGGUAAAACUCAAUAAUCGUGGUAACUAUACCUGCCUAGUGUCCAAUGGAGUUGCAUCAACCAAUCACACUGCUCCUGCUUUGGUCAGAGCACGACCAAGAUGGACACUGGAACCAAUGAACUCGGUUGGUGUAACCGGAAGAGAUAUAUUUAUCCACUGUCAAGCUGAUGGUUUUCCUGAUCCUGUUAUCCAAUGGAAACGUGCCUCUGGUGAUAAUCUUUCAAGUCCAUUCCAGUUAAUCCAGUUUGAUGGACGAUUCCGUCAAUGGCCUAACAAUACACUUGAAAUUAAAUCAACCGAUAAAUCGGAUGCAGGAUAUUAUAUGUGUUCAGCUGAAAAUGGAAUUGGAAACGGAAUCAGUACAAUAAUCGAGAUUCAAAUCAGAUCACCAGCUCAUUUUAAAGAGGAAUUCAAGGUGGAAACUGUUCGUAAGGGUGGACCGUUAGUCGUUCGUUGUGAUGCCUUAGGGGAUAAGCCGUUGACCAUUGACUGGCGUAAAGAUGGUCAAGUUUUUAUACCAACAUCAGAUAAAAGGUAUAAAACCAGUGAACAUAUGACAGAUUAUGGAUUAAUCUCUGAGAUUAAGGUAGAAACAGCUGAUCGCAGGGAUUCAAGUCUAUUUACCUGUACAGCAACCAAUAGCUAUGGUAGUGAUAAGACAAAUAUCCAAGCAAUAGUUCAAGAGAAACCCGAUUCUCCAAGUAAAUCAGUGAUAACAAAGGUUGACAGUCGAGACAUAUCAUUAUCAUGGUCUCCUCCUUAUGCCGGAAACAGUUUAAUCCUUCAUUAUGUUAUCGAGUACAAGGAAGUGACUGGAGAUUGGAAAACUGACCGGAAACAACUCCGAGUACCUGGAACUGAAACCCGAGCCACAAUAACCAACCUAUGGCCUGGGACAUCGUAUCAUCUCAGAAUUUUAGCUGAAAAUAGUCUUGGAACCUCAGAACCUGGUCCAGUUUUACAUGCAAUCACUGAACUAGAAGUCCCGUCCGAAUAUCCUUCCGAUGUUCGAGCUGAACCUUUUGGCUCAAAAUCGAUUAAAGUCAAAUGGAGACCACCGAAAUCGAUGCGAAGUCGUAAUCGUAUCAAAGGUUAUUACAUCGGCUAUAAACUUCCAACGAUGGAUAAAAAUUUCAUCUUCAAAACCCACGAAGUCGAUGACCAAAGUGGACCUUAUCAAUUCACAUUGAACAGUUUAACUCCAUCGACUCGAUAUAUUAUCAUAGUGAAAGCAUUUAACCGCAAAGGUGCUGGACCAGCGAGUCCAGAAAUUGCCGUUAAAACAAAAGAUUUAGAUUUGCCUCAAGCUCCUCGACUUGAAGUUUCCACCUCUGGACAUAAUACAAUCUCAAUAAAAUGGGAGCUUAAUGAUCCAAAUGCAAACAUUUUAGGUUAUCGGGUUUAUAUCAAGGAAGAGGAUUCAUCUUGGAUCGAGUACAGAGUUGAUACCGAGUUUAAUUCUCAUACAUUUAGUGACCUUUCCUGUGGUCGAAAAUAUGAGAUCUACAUUGCCGCUUACAAUGAGGCCGGUAACGGAUUACCAUCUAAUCCAGUUAAGGCUAAAACUCAUGGCUCAGUUCCCAGAGCUCCAUCCAUUGCAUCAUUUAUCCGAACCAACGGAACCGUAACCACCCUGUUACUUAAAGAAUGGGAAAGUGGUGGUUGUCCCAUCAAAGAAUUUAAAAUUCAGUACAAAAUGGACAAGAGUAGUAGUCUUCGUGGUGGUGGUACCGGGGAAAACGAUUGGAAACAAUUGAGUCAACCAAUUUCCGGUGAGAUCAAAUCCCUUCCGUUGAGAGAUUUAAUUCCCGAUACUGGUUAUCGUAUACGAGUCAUAGCUCGAAGCGAUUCAGGUACAACACAAGCGGAAUACAAUUUUGCCACCUCAAAUCGUGACUUUAGCGGAUCGUCAUUCGCCUCUGAACCUGGUUGGUCAAUAAGUGACCAUGAUGUUGCCUGGAUAAAUAUUAUUCUGUUUCCGAUUAUCGCCGUUUCCGUUAUUAUUGGUUGUAUUGUUAUACUUGUCUUUGGUUUGAGGAAAAAACCAAUACCAAGAAAACCUGAGCGAGUUUGUUCAAUCAAAGAGUCGAUAUCAUAUUCGGAAGAACUUCCAAUGUCCGAAAUGUCAGUUAAACAAUCGAGAACCAAUUUAUAUGAUAAAUCAAAUGGUGGACUUGGUGGUGGUGGUGGUGGUAAUCUUGUAUCUGAUGGCGGUGGAGGUGGAGGUGGGAAUGCUAGUAUUAAAGAGUGCCUUUACUAUCCAUCAAUGUUAACUCCAAAUUCUGAAAGAUGCUCAGUUCCAAUUAACUGUUCACAAUAUUCAACCAAUUCAGUCAACACUUGUACUGAUGAUGGUUUUUCAACAACAACUCCAACCAAUAUUUAUGGUCGAUCAGCUGAUGAGCAGACUUAUGAAGUUCCUUUCCUGGUAACCAAGCCUAAAUCAAGCCACUUAUCUGGACGAUACUCAACUACCAACUCAGAGCAUCCAUAUAGUUAUCCAUGUAAGUUCAUUAGAUCACCUGAGAAUCAUUGAAACUUGUAAAUAUAACCUUCAACAUAUGUAAUUCCAAUGCUGGAUAACAGAUGGAGCCAUGCAACAGAGUCUCAGUUAACCGAUAUUCACUUGCCCAGAAUCUGAAAUCAGACCAUACUGGAGAUGGUAAUUCAAAAGAAUCGGGGAAAAGGAAUUGGAAGAAAAAAUCGAUAACCAUAAACAGCUAUAAACAACCAACUGGUCACUCUAUUGGUCAUUUAAAUUGCUCACUUUUGUAUUCAUUGUGAUACCAAAAAUUUAUAAUAAACACAUUUACUUACCCACCGUUAAGAUCAAGGACCAAGUUGGAUAACUUGAACACCAUUAUGAUUGAAUGAACUCGAUUCGUUUUUUAAUAGCAACCAAGAAGUUGAUUGUUAUUUAAAGUUCAUUGACAAUUGAUAAACAUCAUCGUAACCAGACAAUUGAUGAUGAUUAUACCUGAAGAAAGAGCAAAAUUGUCAAUCAAAUAAUGAAAGUAAAAUCAUCACUCUGAUCAAUAUCAUCCACCUUGAUAAUGUAAAGUUUGACAAACUUGAUGAUAAACAUUGAGAUGAUAAUCAUCAUCAUCAUCAUCAUCACGAUGACCAUUAUCAUCUUCACGAUGAUGACCAUGAAAAUAUUACCAAGAGACAUUGACACUUUUUAAUCAUAGCAAUUGAAUUUGACAUUUUACUUUGACAAAGUCAAUUGAUUAAUAAUAAUAAUCUUCCAACUAAAUUGUUAUUAUGUUGAAAAUCAUAUCGGAAAUUAAACAUUUUCCUCGUUGAUUGUUACCAAUAUAUUUUAUAAUUAAUUAAAUAUGUAAAUCAGAAACUUGUAUUGACUAAAAAUUGACAAUUUAAUAAAAAACAAUUUCCAUUAA
Panonychus citri (citrus red mite) is the source of this 4292-nucleotide messenger RNA. RefSeq names its product cell adhesion molecule DSCAML1-like. Lineage: Eukaryota; Metazoa; Arthropoda; Arachnida; Trombidiformes; Tetranychidae. The record is from RefSeq and is a predicted model, not a curated record. The transcript is spliced from 12 exons. Bases 443 to 3427 code for a protein of 994 amino acids. Gene Ontology annotation, cellular component: axon; plasma membrane. Gene Ontology annotation, molecular function: protein binding. Gene Ontology annotation, biological process: axon guidance; cell-cell adhesion.